Messenger RNA from Exophiala spinifera, 1917 nucleotides. RefSeq lists its product as uncharacterized. Gene Ontology annotation, biological process: DNA-templated transcription. The coding region runs from base 1 to 1917 and encodes 638 amino acids. Lineage: Eukaryota; Fungi; Ascomycota; Eurotiomycetes; Chaetothyriales; Herpotrichiellaceae. The transcript is spliced from 5 exons. The record is from RefSeq and is a predicted model, not a curated record. Gene Ontology annotation, molecular function: zinc ion binding; DNA binding.
AUGGGGCCGAACCGAGCAGAGACAGAAUCUCCCUCCCCCGUGUCAACUUAUAUGUCUGACAACCCCCCUUCGUCGGAGAACAUCUCUCAUCUGGGUGAAAGUUGGUUUCUGUCCUUUGUUCUGCACCACACAAACAGCGACUUCCGCCAGCCUCAUCGCCUCCUCGCGCGACCUGAUGGCGCUCGGCAAGCAUUGACGAGAGCCCAGUCUGGGGGCACACCAGCUCAGUCCCACACCGUCCCAAUUGACUGGCCGCAAGAUCUGCCUCCAAGCGACGCGAUACGGUCUCUGGUCGACGCCUACUUUGCCAGAUUCCACUUGUUUUGUCCAAUUCUGGACAAAAAACAGUUCAUGGGCUCUCUCGAAGACGCGUCCCUCAGCGUCACUUUACUUCGCUGUGUCAUCUUCAUUGCCGCUGUCCACUGCGACAUCAAAGUGCUUACGCGACUCGGCUAUGAAACUCGACUGGAGGCUGGAGAUGAUCUAUUUGGCAAGGCCAGUUCGGCCGUGGACAGCGACUCGGAAUCAGAUAGGACGACGAUGAUGAUGUGUUCGUAUCUCUUGCAUUACUGGUGGGGCCGGCCCACGCGAUUCCACGACUCGUUAUGGCGGCUUGCUGGUGUCAUCAGGUCUGCCCAAGGGCUCGGGAUGCAUCGCAGCGCACGUAAGAGCAAGAUGGACGAAUACACGAUAAGACGAUGGAAGCGGAUCUGGUGGAUCCUUUAUAUUCGCGACCGACAAAUAUCGCUCAGCAUAGGCGUACCUGUGACUAUCAACGAUCUCGAUUGCGACGUCGAACCUUUGACACAAGAUGACUUUGACGACGAGCCCCUAGAGACAGCCCUGUACAUUAUCCAUCAGGCACGCCUGUCACAAGUUGCCGCUAAGAUUUCCUCCACAUACUUCAUCCCGGACACCAGUGCCGUGGAAACAGGCACCAAUCAGCUUCCUCCAGCUAGCGAGGGCAUACAAAAGCUGCUGGGAGAAUGGCACAGGAGCCUACCGCCGUCGAUGCUGAACCCACACGUUGGAAGGCAACAUCAUCUUAUCUUGAUCCUUGAAAUCAUUUACAAGCAACGCGAUGCUUCGGUCGUAGAGACAUUGGGGGCCAUUGUUCUCGAUGCCGCCAACGACAUCACGCGGCUCGCCGAGGAUGCUCUCACGUAUUCGGAGCCGCAGUGUUUCCCCAUGAUCUGCGUGACGGCUCUCUUUGCCGCGAUAAUGGUGCAGUACACCCAUUCCUUCUCGAGCAACACCUACAGGAACAGGAUCCUGUUACAGAAGUUGCGGUCAAACAUGCUAGGCCUCGAACAGCUGGAAGAGGUCUAUAUUCUGGCUCGCUGGAUCCGCAGACUGCUGGCCAAAAUUAUGGACGGGAAAUCGCAGUCGAAAGCCGCCCGAAACACCGAUUCUUCUGGUGGCGGCCGUCAAAUUGCCAACAAUGAACCUCACCGAAGCACUGCCGUCGACCUUGCAAAUGGCAUUUGCAAGCACCAACAUCAGCACCAACACAGCAUCGCUCCUGAUGACAACAAGGAGCAGAUUCCUGAAAUUUUCGCGGCAAACGCUCAUUCCAGACGUGUUGCUGGCGAAGAUAUGAGGACCAGCAACAGCCAAUGUUGGGCGGCAGCUUGGGCAGAUGGACAGACGGCUUCGCAACCGUUUGAUUCGGUGUCGCCGCAUACGAGCGACGCAAGACUCGUCUCGUUCGAACACGCACAAGCCGGCGCUUCACAGAGCACCGCAACAGCAGGAGGGCAGUACGAGAGUAUCAGCCCGAUGGACUGGUCGUGGCUGAAUACUCCCCAGCUCUGGAACCUUCAACACAUGGUUGAUCUCGGAUUGGCCGGAUUCGAUUCCAGUGUGACCGGGGCAUCGGAGUGGGGUGACCUAUCCUCCAUUCCUUUUGGUAGCUAA